AUGACAACAACGAGACUGAUGCUGCCGGGAUUCGAGGACGCAGUUGACAAUGACGAUUCUGGAAACGGGAGCUGGAGGUGGAUGUUUUUCUUGUUAUCAUCGAUUGUUUUGGCCGUUGAUCUGCUGAACCCCAGCCCUGCUGCUGAGGCCCGCAAGCACAAGCUCAAGACCCUUGUGCCUGCCCCUCGCUCGUUCUUCAUGGACGUCAAGUGCCCCGGCUGCUUCACCAUCACCACCGUCUUCUCUCACGCACAGACCGUCGUCAUCUGCCAAGGCUGCACGACCGUCCUUUGCCAGCCCACCGGUGGCAAGGCGAGACUGACGGAGGGCUGCUCUUUCCGGAGAAAGUAG
Messenger RNA from Sporothrix schenckii 1099-18, 351 nucleotides. RefSeq names its product small subunit ribosomal protein S27e. The transcript is spliced from 3 exons. Lineage: Eukaryota; Fungi; Ascomycota; Sordariomycetes; Ophiostomatales; Ophiostomataceae. The record is from RefSeq and is a predicted model, not a curated record. Gene Ontology annotation, biological process: ribosomal small subunit assembly; translation. Gene Ontology annotation, cellular component: ribosome; cytosolic small ribosomal subunit. The coding region runs from base 1 to 351 and encodes 116 amino acids. Gene Ontology annotation, molecular function: structural constituent of ribosome; RNA binding.